Dermacentor andersoni is the source of this 6428-nucleotide messenger RNA. RefSeq names its product transmembrane protein 114. NCBI's taxonomy places the organism in Eukaryota, Metazoa, Arthropoda, Arachnida, Ixodida, Ixodidae. The record is from RefSeq and is a predicted model, not a curated record. Gene Ontology annotation, cellular component: membrane.
AAGCUAUAUCGGUGCACUGCACAGGUGUGUACAAAGGUGUUUACGCCGCCAACCACAAGUGACCUUCCUAAAGAGACCGGUGAUUGUGCACUUGCCAGCGGGAAAAAUGAUUUUCGCCUGCUUCUCUACCAAUGUGUGUUCCAUUUAAAAGUAGACCGCAGUGUACGAGUGUGAUUCCGCAUCGUCACCCCUGGAAAGCGACAGCGGUCGGAGCGCUCAACGCAGGCGUUGCAUGCUCGGGCUCUUUCUUUCUUUUCCUUUUUUUCCCCGAUCGCGCAACCAACUGUUGCUCGCAGCGGCUGUCGCCAUUCGGCCCAGCUCGGUCGCGAGAGAUGUAGAGAAAGAGGGCACGAUGUCUGUCGCUAGCGAAAUAAGCCUCCCCUCGCGGUACCACCACUACCACCACCACCUUGCCUCAGGAGCUUUCCCCCUGCGAAACGCCGCAAGACGCACACAAUCCGCCGCCACCGCCACCCACCGGCGGGAGUAUGACGCCAUGGCGGAGAGCACGCAGCAGGAGGGGUGCGGCGCACGUCCUGGCAAAGCACCUCGUGCCUUCUCUCUCGUCCUCUGUCUUCUUUAUUUUCCCCACCUGUACACACACGAGGGACGCCGCCGGUGCGCACCAGGUGGCAGCACAUGACUUUACAGACGACUGAAAGAACGGCGCAGCUAUGCGGCGCGCGUUCGAGGUAGCAGAAGGCGUCCAGAAGACCGACAGAAAGUUUAGAGAGAGGGUAGCGGUCGCUCGGCAUCCUCCUUUCUUGCAGCGCAGAAGAGUGACCUGAGAAGGUAUUUUCUGCGUCCCCCUUCGCCCCCACCCAACCAACAGCGGCGCCACUUCUCCCCCCCCCCCCCUGCUUCUUUCCUUCCCCCAUAACCUCCUUGUACGUACCGUGGACUACGGCGGGAUUUUUCUCUCCCGCACCCUCGUCCUUCCUUCUCGCAAGCACACUUCUCACUCAGAGCGACGCGCCUCUGGCGAAGCUGGUCCCACCCUCCCAGGCCCUUCCCACCACACACCGUUCGUCCUCCCCCCAGGGAGCGUACACCGUACAGCCUACGCACCGACGACGAAGUUUCGUCGACGAGGAAACCUGCCGAAUCCCUCCCCUCAACCUCUCUCCACCAAAGCCCGCCGCUGCAGCGACGCCAGCGGUGUCUCACCAGUAGCGUGGUGGCCUGCCAACUCUUGGGAACAAGUGUCUGUGCGUGUUCCGUUGAGAAAAGAGAAAGAACGGAAUCGCUUCGAGCCAGCAGCGCACCGGCGUCAUCGUCUCGAAGCCGCCGAAAAGCUCGGCGCUGCCUGCCACAAGGCAGGCUACCCCGGGCCAACCUCCGACCAUCCACAUCCCUCCUUUGUGUGCGCGUGAGUGGGGGAGUCGACGACCACCUCGGCGACGGGCGCUGCGCGAACGAGCGAGUGGACGGAACUAGCAACAGGUGGUGGCACGAAGCAGCCACCAUCGUCAUCAUUACAAAGCCUUCACAAGCGACCUCACCGUCCACACCAUACAAUUUCGACCGAUCGCCGUCUGUCUCAGAUUGUUGUGUGCUGUGUCUACCGCGAAUCGACGAGGGUUUGUUAAAAAACCCAAAUACUGCUUCUGCUACUACGUUGGUUGACAGAAGGCAGCAGCGCCCCAACUCGUGCCUUCUGUUUCUGUCCUUCUGCGAGGCACCCAGCUAGCAGACGUGGUCUUGUAUAAACGUCGUCUGUUCACGCCGUGUUUUGUGCUUAUAGAACCGUGUCCCCUCUCCAAAGAAUCCUCGCCAGAGUCUGCGGGAGCACAUUUCCCUGCACAAGCAUCAUGGCAUGCUCAGCGGUAACCCUGUCGAUAGCGACCAUCACGGCCGUGCUGGCUCUAGCCUGCCUGUCCAUUUCUUUCGGCACGGAUAACUGGCUCGAGACUCGCGUCAACCGGACAGCCAUCAGACAGACGUUGCAGAAGGACACGGACGACUACCGCUCGUACGAGACGAAAAUGGAGUACUUCAGCCGGGACACGGGUCUCUUCAGAAUAUGCUUCCCCGAGAAGAAGCCCAAAGGACUGGAGACCUUCAUGUCCCCAGUGCAGACGGACUGCGUCAACGUCAACUACUACAUACCCGAGAACGAGGAGUCUGACGGAUUCUCCGAGCAGCGCUGGGAGCGACUCCACAUGGCCCGCUCUGUGGUGGCGCUGUUCAUCAUAUCCUUCUUCUUCGCCUUCCUGUCCUUCUUCACGGGCAUCGCCGGCUGUUGGAAGCGCUCGAACAGCAACAUCAUCGCCACGGGACUGCUGCAGAUACUCGCAGCCCUGACGGUGGCAGGUGCGAUGGGACUGUGGCACGGCGUCGAAUACUACGACUUUAAGAAGCUGCACGACAGCCAGUCCGUCUACUCCUGGCCAGCCAUCCUGCGGCGCAAGGGCGUGACCGACUUCGCCUACGGCUGGUCCUACAUGCUGGCCUGGGCCGGCGUCGGCACCAGCCUGCUCACCGGCAUCCUCUUCCUGGCCUCUGCGCGAUGCCUCCGACGCGAGAAGAAGGCCGACCAGGCCAAGAACAUGCAGUACCUGAUGCCCGUCUACCCGGACAAGCGGCAGCCGUACGGCUACGCCGCCUACCCGGGGCCGUACGCCUACCACCACGGCUCGCAGUACGGGCCGUACGGAUACUGAUGCAACCGGGGUGCAAACUCUUUCUUCGCCGCGCGCGCUCACUACAACACCGCGAGACGCGCUACGGCCCGGUUCUGCUGCUGCACGUCACCGGCAGUAGCGACGUCAGCGCCACCUCGGGCAGACGAGACCGGGAAGGCGGCGUUAUUCCACCUACAACAUAUCGGUCCACACGGGCCGAACAGCAGCGGCGUUCGUGGCCGAUGCUGGCACCUCGGUGACUCCUCGUUGCUGAAGUGUCUUCCGGUUCUACCUUUUAGCGUCGGCUGUGCUGGAGCACCCUUCUCCCGUUUCUACUUAGCUUAAGCUGGAAGGGAGCGUGCGCAGGCGACGUGCUCUGGCUUCGGCGGAAAAACGGAUGCAAAACGUUUGUGGUAAUGGCGCCCAGCGGAACACGCUGACGGAGCCUGCAGUACGUCCCUGGUUCGCCUUCUUCCGGUCUGAGCGGAAGGGCAGCCUUACUUCCCUGCAUGGGUAUUAUACUAAACGAAAAUAAUGUGUACCGCAGCGUUGUUUAAAUCGCAUUAGUCUUAAUGCUAUUCGAAGCUUCGGAAAAAUACGUUAGUGGUGUUGGGGUAGAAGCGGCAGGAGAGGCUAUGUAGGACCACGCCUUUUGGCACCUGGAAGCGCGGAUGGGUUCUGUCGCGUAAGCGGCAUAUACGCGGUGAAAGUCUCGGCGCAGCGGGGUGACAUACGUAUGCAUCGUACGCAUAUAAAUAAACCAGCGAGCAAUACAUGCGUGAAAUUGCACGCAGAUCCGACCUCCAAGCUUGAGAAGUGUUUAGAAUAGAUGUUAGGCUUAACAUCCGACGCGCGUUGCCAGUCCUGGAGGAUGCGAGAGCCGUAUCGUCGAACGGGAAAAACCUUACUUCUGCAGAAAUUUCAAUAUCGCCCGAAAAACAACUCCUGCGCGUACACAGUGCCAGGCUGAAGAGGAAGUAAAUCUAAACGAAACAUUCCUAUAAGACUGCGCCAGCAUCACGUGGUCGAAAAAUAACUUCCGUUUUCUUCUUUCUUCCGCUAGAGUUACAAGAAAACGAGUAUAGCCGAGGGUUGAAAAUGUGUUUUGCGAUAUAGGCGGCUGAAAGAAAAAAAAUCCCUAUAUCUUCUUAUCUUGCGACAGGCAGAACAGAAGAAAAAAAAAAGAGGAAAACGGCCUGCCGGGUACUUUUGCGUAAGAGUGACUUAACAUGAAUGCAACUUCGUGCCCGACUGCGCCGCUGUGUAAAAUAUGCUCCCGCGCAGCAGUUUCUCGCCCUUUUUGUACAUAGUCUUCACUCACUCACUCCACUUUUACGCUCUAAUCAUUUUACUUUCCGUCCCUGUCGGGUCCCCCAUCUCUGCAGCUUUAUAUCGCCUAGCUAGGGCGAAGUAGCUUUUUUUUUUUCUUUGCCGGUAGGCAAGGCAUGGCUUAAGGUAAAGUCACUGCCGACAGUAUACAAAUUCUAGCUCAAUGGCAACCCCAGCGCCAACGCCCAGAGCAGCCACCCAGUCGUGCGGCUGAUGCAAAUUUACUUUCUGUAUGGACGACAGUCUCGGAACUGCACUCGUCGUCCACGCAUAUAGCUUCGCUUCACACGUCUGUCACACAAGUCUGUCGUCUGUCGUGUCAGUAGGUUGGACCCUAUCUCGGCUUUCAGUCUGUGCUAUAGGUUUAUGGUGGCUUGUUCCUUGCGCGGGCGUACAAAUGGCGUCGUGAUAGUAGUUCACUUGACUGUUUGCGCGCCAACCAACUUCCCCGCGCGCCACUUUAUAUCGCGCACCUCGCUGUAUAACUCCAUCUCGGAAGUCGUUCGCAGCGCUGUCGAAGCUGCGGGACUCCUUAGCCCACAGAAAGGCCGAAUGCACCUCGAGAUGUGUUCAUCCGCGCCUCGGCGUUUGCUGGCCGCCACAGUAAUUCGCGGUACGCGACGCGCAUGCGUGCAAAGGUCCUAACAUGCCGCGUAUAACUGAAACGUAUCAUGCACCAAGCAAAGAGAGAGAGGGAGCGGGAGGAAGAAAACCUAAUACCGCCAACAAUCAGAUAGUUACGCCUGGAACUAUAUUCUGCUGCGUAGGGGAUAUUACCUGUGUACGUCUCGUACAUUAGGCAGUGCUAUAAACGACUUGUGCGAUGGAGUAUAGCUAGCGUUCAGCUCGCGGCGGUGAACAAGUCUGCGUUGCAGGGAAGUGCCGGUGAUGGGUCGCAGCGAAGUCGCCACCCUUCUUCGAAGCAUCCAUGCAUGCCGUCCUAAAUGUGGGAAUGGUGGGCUAUGCGUUUUUCGAACCGACGCAAAAAACACUACGAGCUGCAAACUCGAUGUUUCGCAGUUGAUGUGCCUGGUGUGCGCACAGUUGACAGAACCAAACAGCCUGCCGGAAAUAUGUAAUAGUGUUGUUUUUUUUCGCUCCCUUUUGUUUGCUAUUAAUUGCAGGUGUGUGGUAAAAGAUAUACAGCAUGAUGAUGCGCAUGAUCUGUGGUCUGGUAUGUAAAACUAACAAGUUCCAUCCGCUUUUCGUGUUCGGCGCUGGUUCCGGAAAAGAAAAGCUCAUGUUUUUGCGGCUUUCUUUUUUAAUUUAUUUUCCUCGUGCCAACAUCGAAACAAAUUCUGCCACCGUUACUUCUAGAUCCCACAUAUAUUUCCGUAGUUUUUGUUUUAAGCGACCGGAGAAACGAAGCCGCUGACUUGGCCUCCCGUUAAAAAAAAAAAAUAUCCUUCACGCCGCGCUCUUAUCUGUAUCCCAAGUCAGCCGCUUCGGCGCUUCUGUCAACCCGCACACAGCUACGCGCUUCUUUCGUCUGUGUGUGUAAUUUAAUUCGGAGGUAAUAAGAAAACAUCGGGGACUACGGGGAUCCAUCUAACACAGCGCCCGGGCCCAGUGAUACUCAUGAGUGCACACUUGUGGCGCCAUCUACCGGGAGCCGCCGGCAGCCCGGGCUUUGCACCAACCCUGUGUGUGCGGCAACACCAGUGUAGAGUGUUCGCUUUACAGGUCCCACGGACGUUACUCACCACUAGGGUUCGGUGUUCCAGUUAUAUAUAUACAUAUCUAUAUAUAUUUUUUUGAAAUUCACGCGAGCGUAAACGUCACGUGCUGCACACGCGUUUUGCUUGGUCUGCGCGCUCGCUCAACACGCCGCAGACGACGGAGGAGCGUCCAGACGGACACGCAAACGGAAGAUCUGGAGAGAGAUGUCACGUGUUCCGUGUGUGUUGUGUCGACGACAAUGUAUGUACGUUGGCGCGGUGUGUGCCUAACUAACAAAGAAUGGAUGGUUAGCUAUGUAGCAGCUCCGCCUUGAGUGUAUAACCGCAAAACCGUCGAAGUGCCCAUGAUGCGAUAAACGAUUCGCAGAGUGCACAACCAUGCGUUGAGCAGACGAUCAGCAAGGAUUAAACCGAAUAAUUUGAGCACAACUGCUGAUGCGUGUGGUAAAAGCACUUAAAAAGAAAGAAAGUUUCGCGGAAAGUGUUUCGGGCGCCUUCUGGUUGUCUAAUGAGUGACUGAAACGCAUCAUCGCUUGUCGUGAGAAGUAUGACUGUAGCCGCGACACCGAAAAAAAAAAAAAAUUGUUCAUAGAAAUAAAGCGAUACCAUGCACUGCGCACAACUGCUCUGCAGCUUGAAGCUGUGGGGCAUUGAUUUUUUUAUUAUUAUUAUUUUUUGCACUCGAGCGAGUCAUAUGUACUGAGUGUGUUUGUAGAGUGGUACUGAAAUAAAAUCAACGUGAACGACCAACAAAGCAAAGGACAAAAAAAUCUGCUUAUUCCUUGGCGUGGCAACA